AUGGCAGACCCAUCUCAUUUAGGCCUCCCAACGCCUUCCAAGAGCCAGAGAAGCAAGGAUGAAGCCAUCAUCAACCGGGGAAGAGAACACAAAGGACUCACAGGCAGCUUCUCAUCAAACCUUGCACAGCGAACACCUGCACAGACAUGCCGCGAGCCAAAGGCUAAGGCCGGGGCUAAUGGUUUUGUGAAAGCGCUCGUUGCCAAGCUAGAGUCUUCUGAUGACAUUUCGACCAUGUCGUCUAUGUCUAACUUGUCUGCCGGUAGCACCUCACCCAAAAGCAAGCAGCCAGUCAGUCCUGUGUCGUCACCAUCACCGGAUUCCUCGUACCAAAAGCCUCCGAAUGUCCCACAAACAGCGCCUGGCGUUGAAGGGUAUUCUUUAACAUUCCUCAAGUAUCAGCAGUAUUUUGCCCGUGACAAGCCGCUUUAUCGUUGCCUUGACGAACAAGAGACUAGUUCAGACUCUUCCAAGACCCGUGUUGUCUUCAGAAGCAGCGGAGGCGAAACACCGUUGCCUGAAGACUUGCAGAAAAUAUUGAGAGGCCCAGAGACACUGAACCAGGAAGCUCAACCGCAACUCAAGCGUGGCGAAGCCAUAACCUCACAGAGCGCUGAUCACAACGGCGCUGGGGGAAUCCAAGCCAAGACUGAGAAUAAACAACCUCAGGAUGGCAAUACCAACCAGAGAGAUCCCGAAGAGGUCAAGGCCUUUUGGGACCAUGUUCGAAAUUACCUAGCGCCAUCCGAUUCCGAAUCAGAUGAGCCCGAGGCUCCGAGCAAGAGUCGCGGUGACAAGAAACAUCGCCGCAGCAAUAGAGAAGCCGCCUCGUCUCUCCCGCCGCACCGCAAAGCAAACUCCGCACCAAACGUAGAUGUUCGGGGUUAUUUCAGCCCUCCUGGACGGAUACGGUUCCUCUCGGUAGAGGAGAAGAUGAUGGAAAUCGAUGAAUUUUUCGGUACUGAUGACAACAACGAGGAGACCAGCGUUCGAAGAUGA
This is a messenger RNA of Clonostachys rhizophaga, 999 nucleotides long. The record is from the annotation of a GenBank genome assembly. NCBI's taxonomy places the organism in Eukaryota, Fungi, Ascomycota, Sordariomycetes, Hypocreales, Bionectriaceae.